Messenger RNA from Symbiodinium natans, 2136 nucleotides. Lineage: Eukaryota; Dinophyceae; Suessiales; Symbiodiniaceae. The record is from the annotation of a GenBank genome assembly.
AUGGCAUGCAAAGCACCGACACUCCUGGUGUCACCGCCCCGGCUGUUGCCCCAGCUGUCCACCCUGGACAAGGAAGAGAGCCAGCAACGCACGCUUUACUGGCUGCCAGUUUUGGCCUUCGGGCCUCUAUUCAUGGCAGUUAUCUGCGAGGGCAUGCGUGCGGCGGCCUGCCGGACGAAGAAGCAAGAAGCAAUACAUCCGGAAGACUCUGGCAACUACAAGUAUUCGCCAAUCAACUUGAUGGAAGAAGAGGCUUCCCCGCCGAUUUCACAAUCCUCAGACGCAGAGGUUUUGCUCCGAGAUCGCUGGCCCCGCCGCUUCAGCCUUGCAUUGAUACUCUAUCAUGCCUUCUGUGCCUCCUUGGUGCUUCUUGCGCUGAGCAGCGGAUGGACGACUGUGGCAGGGGGUGGGAGUUUUGCAUGGGAGCUGUGGGCAGUCUGGCAGCAUGCUUGCCUGUGGGCGCUUUUCGUGCAGAGUCUCUUGCGUUGCAAGAGAUCUAGUCUAGACGGCCUCCAGCAACCAACGUUCAAGACGGUGUUGCUAUAUACUUGUCCCUUUCUAAGCGAAGUGGCUGACACGCUGAAGGAUUGGGUUGUGUGCGGCAUCUGUUUGCAAGUGACAGCCACAGGAGCUGGCUGUUGGUACGGAGCUUUAUUCGUGACCACUGACCUGCUUACACGCUUCAGCAACUUCAGCAGUCGUUUCUUCCGCUUCGGCGACUUCAGCAGUCUCUACGUCAGAUCCGUCUCUCCAGCACUGUGCCUUGCAUUGUGCAUUGGACAAGGCAUAGUCCCAACCCAGUUGUUUUUCUUACCCUUUUUGGUGGGGCUCGCCUAUUGGCCCACGACGGCGAGCAAUCUGCUCAUAAUGGCAUUCUCUUACGCAAGGCUCAGUGGGAAUCUACCAGAUCGGCUUUGGAUGGACGGAGGAUUUCUGUUUGUCGCAGCCACGUAUGUCAUCGUCCUGUCACAUGUGAUGGUUUUAUCGCAAGAUGGAUGUGCCCAUGAGCUACGACGAACCUACAGGGGCAUCCUGGCUCUUCCCAUGGCGAAACCAGUGCCAGCUCCUGAGAGCUGUUCGGGGCGGUUUCUGCUGAUUGGGCGUUUUAUUGCGGAAGAUGUUCUGAGCAAUGCGAGACGUUUUCUUUCAUGGGCAGAGGAUUUACCCCAGGGCAUCAUCGGAGUUGCGCUAGCUGUUGCUUGCCAGCAAGGCCAGUCCAGUGUGUUUGGAUUUGCGGCCUUGUCGGCUUUUGUGAGCGUUGCAAAAGGUACCUUGACACCAGCAGGGCAGAGCAUACUCUUGGAGUUUCAGCUUGACCAGCUUCGCAAACAUCUGCACAUGGAUGGAUUCGUCAAGUCUAUCGGCCCUCAGUUCCCUGGUCUCUCACAAAGCCCAGAAGAGUUGAAGCUCAACAUCUGCGUCUCGCUCCAGGAUUAUGCCAUGUCGGUACCAACAAUGUACAUGAGAUUGCGGAAGCUUGAGAUUUACGAGACGGUCUUUGAAACAGCUCGGCAGUGGCCUAUGCAGUUCACAGACGAAACUGGUGGAAGCUUUUCGGAGGAAGCAGUGCGUGAGCUAUACGCUGGGAUUGUUAGUGCGAAAAGGCAGCAUGCUUUCAACUUGCAGAAAGUCUUGGACGAAGGGUUCGCCCCCUUGGCAUGCAAACGCGGUGGCUAUCGCAAGGAACAGUUUCUUGAAUGUGGCUAUUAUGGGUUCGAGUUUGACGAGGAAGACUUCCUUACCGCUGCAGGUCGUAACGAAAUCAGUAGGGUUGCCGCCGGCAGGAACAGGGGUGUCAAGCUACAAGAAGCCUUGCUCGAAGGGUUCACUCCCUUGGCAUGCAAGCGCGGUGGCUAUCUCGAGGAGGAGUUUCUUGAAUGUGCCUAUUGCAGGUUCGAGUUUGACGCGGGAAAGUUCCUCUCCGCUGAAGAGCGUAACAAAAGCAGUAGGGCUGCCAAGGACAACAGAAAAAGGGGCAUCAAGUUAGAGCAUGUCUUGCGACAAGGUCUCUUGCCCUGGGCAUGCAAACAAGGUGGCUAUCGCAAGGAGGACUUUCUUGAAUGUGGCUACUCCGCAGAUGAGUUCGAAGCAUUGCGUGCUCCCGUCCGACGAAGCGUCGUGGAGGACGGUUUCUGA